Messenger RNA from Octopus sinensis (East Asian common octopus), 1170 nucleotides. RefSeq lists its product as uncharacterized. The transcript has a single exon. Lineage: Eukaryota; Metazoa; Mollusca; Cephalopoda; Octopoda; Octopodidae. Gene Ontology annotation, molecular function: nucleic acid binding. The record is from RefSeq and is a predicted model, not a curated record. Gene Ontology annotation, biological process: DNA integration. Bases 1 to 1170 code for a protein of 389 amino acids.
AUGAGAGGAGUUGGCGCAGCACUGAUACAGGAAGGUAAACCCAUUGCAUAUGCCUCGAAAGCUCUCUCACCCACAGAGGCAAGGUACACAAAUAUUGAAAGGGAACUCCUGGCAGUAGUAUAUGGAUGCGAAAAGUUCCAUACAUACCUGUAUUGCAGACAUUUCAAUAUAGAAACAGACCAUCGCCCGCUAGAACAAAUACAUAGAAAAAACCUGACAAAAGCACCAGCCAGACUGCAAAGAUUACUGUUAAGGCUUCAAACAUACGACUGUGACAUCAGGUACAAGCCAGGAAAAGACCUGAUAUUGGCAGAUGCUCUUUCCAGACUAUCCUCACAUGAUAAACAGGAGAUGGAAGGACUAAGCAUAAAGGUCCACCACAUUGUAAAUGUGACAACCACAAAGCUAGCGGAAAUCAAAGAGGAGACCAGCAAAGAUGAAGAACUUCAACUCCUUACUCAGAUGGUGAUUCAGGGGUGGCCAGAAAAGAGACAUCAGGUGCAGCCCCUAAUUUGUGAAUAUUGGGCCAUCCAUGAUGAUAUAUCAGUGGAGAAUGGAAUCCUGAUGGCUGGAUCCCGAAUAAUUAUACCCAAGUCAAUUCAAAAAGAGAUUCUUGACAAGAUCCACCAAGGGCAUCUCGGAAUGGAGAAAUGCAAGCUCCGAGCCAAGUCAGCAGUAUAUUGGGUAGGUAUGUACAAAGACAUAGAGAAGACAGUUUCUACAUGCCACAUCUGUCAAAAGUACAGAAACUCACAACAAAAGGAGGAAAUGAUAUCUAGUGACAUCCCAAGAAGGCCAUGGCAAACUAUUGGAGUAGAUCUGUUCACAGAGGGCCAAGAAUGGUAUUUGAUAAUGGCCUGCUACUAUUCCAAAUUUCCAUUUGUGAGAAAAGUGAAAGAUCUGACAGCCAAAACAAUCACUACAGUGGCUCGAGGACUUCUAGCAGAGCAAGGAAUACCAGAGCAGAUCAUAUGUGACAAUGGAACCCAGUUCACAUCGCAAGAAUUCAAAAAGCUAGCCGAUGAGUAUGGGUUCAAUAUUACAACUUCAUCUCCACACUACCCCAAAGGUCAUGGGUUUAUAGAAAGACAGGUGCAGACAGUGAAGAGAACACUAGUCAAAUGCAGAGAGACUAAGGAAGACCCACACCUGGCACUUCUGUCCCUAUGA